GAUGAGGUUGGCUGCGCAAUGUGCGGAAGCGGCGUGGUGAAUGUCGCCGUGCGCGAGAAGGCGCGCAGCCGCCGUACGCAUGCGCGGGAUGGUUUCUCCGUGACUGGCGGGGCUGAGAAGGGACCCGUUAGCUGGAGCAGUGGCCCCGGGUUGGCUCGGCUCAGUCCGGCCUCGGACCUGCUAGGCCAUGUCUAAGCGGCUGCGGAGCAGCGAGGUGUGCGCCGACUGCAGCGCUCCGGACCCAUGCUGGGCAUCAAUAAACAGAGGCGUCCUGAUCUGUGAUGAAUGCUGCAGCGUCCAUCGAAGCCUGGGCCGGCACAUCUCCCAAGUCAGGCACCUGAAGCACACUCCGUGGCCUACGACCCUACUGCAGAUGGUGGAAACCUUGUACAAUAAUGGUGCUAACUCCAUCUGGGAACAUUCAUUACUGGAUCCUGCGUCCGUCAUGAGUGGAAGGCGCAAAGCAAACCCCCAGGACAAAGUUCACCCCAACAAAGCGGAAUUCAUUAGAGCGAAAUAUCAGAUGCUGGCCUUUGUUCAUCGCUUACCAUGUCGGGAUGAUGACAGCGUCACUGCUAAAGACCUUAGUAAGCAACUCCAUUCCAGCGUCAGGACUGGGAACCUGGAGACCUGUUUGCGUCUGCUCUCCCUGGGCGCCCAGGCCAACUUCUUCCACCCGGAGAAAGGGAACACCCCGCUUCACGUUGCAGCCAAGACGGGUCAGAUUUUACAAGCUGAGUUGUUGGCGGUGUACGGGGCUGAUCCUGGCACACAGGACUCCAGUGGGAAGACGCCCAUUGAUUAUGCAAAGCGAGGAGGGCAUCACGAGCUGGCAGAACGCCUCGCAGAAAUACAGUACGAGCUCACAGACAGGCUGGCAUUCUAUCUGUGUGGCAGAAAACCUGAUCACAAAAGCGGGCAGCAUUUUAUUAUACCUCAAAUGGCAGACAGCAGUUUAGAUUUGUCAGAGCUGGCCAAAGCAGCCAAGAGGAAGCUUCAGUCGCUGAGCAAUCACUUGUUUGAAGAGCUCGCCAUGGAUGUCUACGAUGAGGUGGACCGGCGGGAGACCGACGCAGUGUGGCUUGCCACUCAGAACCACAGCACGCUGGUCACCGAGACAACAGCUGUCCCUUUUCUGCCUGUCAAUCCAGAGUACUCCUCAACGAGGAACCAGGGAAGGCAAAAGCUGGCCCGGUUUAACGCCCACGAAUUUGCAACGCUCGUCAUAGACAUCCUCGCGGAUGCCAAGCGAAGGCAGCAAGGGAACCCCGUCCCAAGCUCCAGGGAAAAUGUGGAACUGAUCCUGAAGUCUAUCAACAGCCAACAUAGCACGGAGAGUCAAGAUCAUGACCAGCCUGACUAUGACAGCGUGGCCUCCGAUGAAGAGGUGGAUCUGGACACGACCUCUGUUAAGGCACCAAGGCAGAAGAGCCUGGAUUCAGACUUGUCAGAUGGACCCAUCACAGCCCAGGAGUAUCUACAGGUUAAAAAUGCCCUGGUGGCUUCGGAGAUGAAAAUCCAGCAGUUAAUGAAGGUGAACGUCAACUUGAGCGAUGAGCUGAGGAUCAUGCAGAAGAAGCUUCAUUCGCUACAGAGCGAAAACACAAGCCUCCGCAGGCAGGCCAUGACAAGCGCCUACCAGACUCCCACUGGCUCUGAAUACCCAGAGGCCAGCAGCCACUCUUCCUUGAUUUGGCGGCCCUCUGUGCGAAGCAGUCGGCCCAUGUCGAUGUAUGAGACUGGAUCGGCUCAGAAGCCCUACUUGCCGCUAGCUGAGGUCUCCUACCCUGAGGAGCACAUGACGUCACGGCUUCAACCAUUCCCUCCCCACGCGGCCAAACUGGAAAAGCAGAGCAGCGUGCCUGAGGGUGAUUAUGACAAUGCCGUCCCUGCGCUGGAGCUGGAUGAGACGGGGAUCAGCAGGAAGGCUAAGCAGCGAAGUGCCUUCCGACAGGGAGAAGGACCCCUCCCCGAGAGCAAGGACUCUGACACCCUCCCCAGUGCCAGCCUGCCCAGCACAGAGGAUGUAAUUCGGAAAACAGAGCAGAUCACCAAGAACAUUCAGGAACUUCUGCGGGCAGCUCAGGAGAACAAGCACGACAGCUACAUACCGUGCUCAGAAAGGAUCCAUGUGGCAGUGACUGAGAUGGCUGCACUCUUUCCCAAAAAGCCCAAGUCUGAGCUGGUGCGGACCUCUCUGCGGCUGCUGACCUCCAGUGCCUUCCGCCUGCACUCUGAGUGCACGAAGGCCCUUCCUCCGGAGUCCUGCCCCAUGGCUGACAUCCAGCUGGUCACCCAGCAGGUCAUCCAGUGCGCCUACGACAUUGCCAAAGCUGCCAAGCAGCUCGUCACCAUCACGACCAAGGAGAACACCAACUGAGGCAGGCGUCCUUCAAAGGGGUGCCUGGGAAGCUUAACACGUGUUGACAUUUUUGUGUUUUUUACAGGAAUAUUUAAGGUGGUGCAUUACCUUUUUUAAAAAAGGAAUCUCAGUAUUAAAAAAUUUUUGCAUGAAUUUUUUUCCUAAAAUCCCCCCCCCAGGAUUAAUGUCGCCCACUGCCUUAUUUUCUGCCUGUACUGCCAGUGUAGAGAGGGUGUGUGUGGGGAAUGUCUCUUGAGCCAAUCUUUGCAUCACCAGCUCUUAAAGGACUUUUUUCAUGUGUGUGUGUUGGGGGAGAGGGGGGGUCAUAUCCUGCAUUCUCAACACCAUUGAUGAACUGAAAUGCAAAUAUCUGGAUAUAGGGCACCUAUCCUGGUGCCUUGUGCGGUUGUUGGACACACCUGAACCACUAUGUAGCACAUACCACUAGCCUCUGAGGUAACAGUGAGUGGGGGAAAGGACACCCCACUCACCACAGGGAUCCCUGCCAGUCAGGUUGCAUGGCUUCCUGAGACACCCCCCCCCUUGUGCAAUAUCAAGUCAACAUGGGCUUGCUACAAAAUGGUAGGAAUAGCCACUCCAGUGGCCCCCCCCUUUGUAUUUUAUUGGCCAGGGACUCCCAAGUAGGAAGCAGACUCAAGCGUCUGUGGAUUCCCCUCUGGCACCACAGAUUUUCUGUGUCCUUUAGAAAGUGCUUGUUUGCUGGUGCGGUGGGAGGAGGGCCCUCCGUUAGUCAUGAAGGUGGAGUUGAACCCAACCUGGGGCUGGGGGACGGAAGUACUUGGCACUGCGAGUGUGUGUCGCUGAGAGCUGUGUGCAGUGUCUCACUUGGGCACUGGAGAACGAACGUGCUUGGGAGCAGCCGCUCCUGUGUUCAUCGAGGCUACAGGGCCGAGUUAUUUAAGAGGGAUGCCAAACCAGCCAUUGUCUUUCCCCUGCACAGUGCCUGAAGAAACCUCUGUUCUGCCCAUUUUGUUUCCAAGUGGUCCAGUGGAUGUUGUGGUGCGGGUACAAGGGGCCACAAGGAAACAGAGUGGCCCAACGGCAGUGAUCGAUGCAAACAGUGAAGAAUUGGUGGGCAGGGGUGAGUAGGGAAAGAACGUGUGCCCCGUUCCAAAAGCUGGAUGUGCCUGUUGCUGAAAGUCACUGUCAUUCCUACUAGGUCGGUGAUUUGGCUGGUGCUGUGUUGACAGAAGUGUAUUAAAAUGAUGGGCACAAAAGAGAGAGGCUCUCACACGAAAUACAGCGAGCUAAUUGUGCUUAAGCUCUGCUGUCAUUGCUCAGACUUGAGUUGUGACCGGUUUGUCUUGUUGAUUUCAGGGGAUGUUAAUGGGACUCUGUCUCCUGUGAGGCUGAGGUCUACUCCAGCAGUCUCGCCUCCUCCCUAUAUCCUAAACUGCUUGCCCAAGCAAAUCCUUUUUAGGCGCCACUGAAGUCCCUUAGAGCUUGUGACUGGAGGGGGUCUACCCUGGGGCUAGCUAACUGGGAAAAGGAAAGGGAAGGAAGUUCAGGGCGCAGGUCCAUGGCUUGUGUGCAUUGGGAAUUUCUCGGGUGGCCCCAUCAGUAGCAGGCAGGCUGUUUGACAAUCUCUGGCAGGGCUUCUUGCCAACAGUUGCUUUUGUCUGGCAAUUGCCAUAUGCCUUAAGCUUCAUCUUUGUGUGGCUGGGGCAUUGUGGUAUGUGCUUUGUUCACCACCUGCUCAUUCCAGUACAGCUUAUAACCCAUCUAGCUCCUCUUUAAGAGUUUGCCUCUGGCCAAAAUGUACACACAGAAAACAAGAGGGCCUUGGCUUUGGAGGUGCAUGGAGCCUGAGGCGAGGGGCAAACAGCUGGGAGCGAAGGAACAACUGCCUGGCAAGUCAUUUCUCCUGUCUUGCAGACUAGAGUGAAGCUGUCAUUCACUGCAGGGUGCUCUUUCUGCAUAGCCACUCAGUGGGGAGGAGAGGUUGAUUUGCCCACCCUCGCAGGGAGUGGGCAGGGUGGCACUCCAGGUAUGCUUGGUUGGGUGUGGAGCAUUUCCUGGGUUUAGAAGCAGCUGCCCAGCUUGAGGUUUGUUUGUGUGUGUGUGUGUUUUACCCUGUUGGUAUUUAUAUAUUAAAGAAACCAAACCAAGUGCCAUAAUAA
Molecule: messenger RNA, 4503 nt
Organism: Rhineura floridana
Lineage: Eukaryota; Metazoa; Chordata; Lepidosauria; Squamata; Rhineuridae
Gene: GIT2
Product: GIT ArfGAP 2
Exons: 19
Coding region: 188-2380 (730 amino acids)
Biological process (GO): brain development; regulation of ARF protein signal transduction
Molecular function (GO): protein binding; GTPase activator activity
Source: RefSeq, a predicted model, not a curated record